Messenger RNA from Besnoitia besnoiti, 1974 nucleotides. RefSeq lists its product as uncharacterized. Lineage: Eukaryota; Apicomplexa; Conoidasida; Eucoccidiorida; Sarcocystidae. The transcript has 3 exons. The coding region runs from base 1 to 1974 and encodes 657 amino acids. Gene Ontology annotation, cellular component: cytoplasm. The record is from RefSeq and is a predicted model, not a curated record.
AUGCCAGGGCCUCUCCCCGUUGCGUCUCUUCUUCGGCGCAUUCCGCCGCCCUCGUCUGUCCCUUCUUCGUUUACUCCUUCGUCUUCGUCUUGCUCUCCAGCUCCAUCCUCGAGACUCAGUCCCUCCCCCACUUCUUCCUCCCGAACUCGCUCCUCGUCCGUUGCGUCUCCGAGCCUCUCUGCGCGCUCAUCUUUCUCCGCACCGCUUGGGUCGUCUGCGCUGUCGCCGUCGCCGUCGGGCUGCAUUCCGAGCCUCGGGGGGGUGCCCGCUUGCGCGCGGCGAGCGGCGUUCGCGCCUUCGCUCGGCGCGUGCUCGGCGUCUCGCAGGUCUCUCUCGAUCUCCCGCUUGUUUCGCGCAGUGCUUCGGCGCUUCGUUCUUCACUUUGAGCCGCCAGUUGCGUCGCCCUUCCCAGCGCCCUCCGCCGAGGAGCGAAGGAGGUUUCUUCGCUAUCGCCUGCUGCAGUUCCAGCAGUUCGCGAAGCAGCAGGCAAUCCCUUGGCCGUUUCGCCAGGAUGCGCAGCGGAAGCUUGACAGAGAGAAGGCUCCCGCCGAGGACGAGCGAGGCAGCUCUCCGCCUGCGUCCUCCGCGGAGGCUGUGAGAGCCCGCGGCCCUCUUUCGCGCAAGUCGCCUUCCGAGUCUGCGGCGGCCGUGCCUCGCACCUCGGCCUCGGCCUCGGCUCCCGUGUUCUCUUCGUUUCGCUCGUCCUUCGUGGACCCGCGCUGGCGGAUCCCCGCGCUUUGGCCAGCGAAGCGCCUCUUGCCGCCUCCACCGCCCCCGCCGGAGUACGUUUUUGCGAAGAGCGACGCUCGCGCGCAGACCGCAGACGCGGAGGCAAGUGCAGACCCAGCCGCGAAGAAGGCCGGACUGCCACUCCGCAUCCAAGCCAUUGGCCACGGCACGUUUCUCAUUCAGUGCGGCGGCAUCAACGUCCUCACCGACCCCCUCUUCGCCAACAAAGCCGGUCCCUUCGGCGCGAUCGGCCUGCCUCGCGUCAGCCAGCCGGGCGUUGCGCUGGCGGAUCUUCCGCCGAUUGACGUCGUUCUUCUCUCCUCCGUCCGUUACGACGCGUAUGACCAUUCCACGUUGCGUUUCCUCGCGAAGCGCGACGGCUCCACGUUCUUCGUUCCCUCUGGCGUGCUUGCGCGGCGCUACGUCUCGCCGCGCGUCUUUGGCAGCGUGUACUCGAUGAACUGGGGCGAGCGCGUGAAGUUCGACGAGAAUUUUCUCGUCUUCUUCUGUCCCGCCCUCCACGCGCCCGUCGGCCGCUACGGGUUCGACUGGGGGAUCCCGGGAUGGGGAAGCUUCGUGCUGCAGUGGCGCGAGAAGGAGACGCUCGCGCCUCCCGCGGAAGGCCCGCGCGCGCGCCCGGCCAGCAAGACUGUGUACUACGGCGGCCGCUCGGCGUACAGUCGAAAGAUGAUGGACUUGAUCCGCGAAGGCACGCGGCGAGACAAGGCGGCGCUCCGCGAGGAGAUGGAGCUCGAGGCGCAGCUGCAGAGAGCGAUGGAGAAAGAACGCCGCAGGCGGCGCGGAGAGGACCAGGCGCUCACCGCGGAGGACUUGGUGGACGCACGCGACGCCGAGACGAAGGGAGAGAAGGAGGACUUUGUGUUUGACCUCGCCGUCCUCCCGAUCGGGGGCUUCGAGCCGAGGGAGUACAUGAAGCGCUACCAAAUGAGCCCCGAAGAAGCCGUAGACGCGCAUCUUCGGUUGGAGUCCAGCGUAACGGUUCCUUCGCACUUCGACGUGCUUCCGGUUGGAAGCGAAGGCUUCCGCGAGGCGCCCGCCCGCCUCAUCGCUGCAUGCGAGGCUAAGGGCGUUCACGUGGACGGUUUCACUGCGAGCUCCGAGCUUGGCCGCUCCAGAGGCGAUGCGGCGCUCAGCAGGGGGGAGCCGGAGAGAGCCGCAGAGGGCGGCGAGAAAAAAGGGCAGUUCACCAUCCUGGAGCCCGGUGCACAUUUGUGGCUGCCGUAA